Bradysia coprophila is the source of this 559-nucleotide messenger RNA. Its product is annotated as general odorant-binding protein 19d-like. Gene Ontology annotation, molecular function: odorant binding. The record is from RefSeq and is a predicted model, not a curated record. Lineage: Eukaryota; Metazoa; Arthropoda; Insecta; Diptera; Sciaridae. Gene Ontology annotation, biological process: sensory perception of smell.
GAGUGCCGAAGAAUAUUUUGUGUAAAGCUUUUGAUUGUUAUCGCACAUCGGUCGUCAUAGAUCAAAAUGAUGAAAUUAAAUAAAGUCGUUGCUGUUGUUGCAGUUUUCUUGAUUGGUUUUUGUGGCAAUGUGCUCUGCGACAAUGCAGAAAUGGACAAAAUCAGCGAAUUUUGCAAAGCUAAAGAGAAAGCUACAGACGCCGAUAUGGAAAUGUGGAAAAGUGGAACUGAGCCGAAACCAACAAUUGUGAAAUGUUUGGAAGCUUGCGCUGGAGAACAAAUGGGAAUGAUGACUACUGACAACCAACUUAAUGUGGACGCCGUGAUGAAAGUUUAUGCAGCAGAAAGUAAAGAUGAAAAAGCCAUAGCCAAUAUGAAGGAAGUUUUAGACGAAUGUAAAGCGGUAACGGACAAAGAUCGAUGCGAAUCGAGUGCGAAAAUUCUUAAAUGCAUAAGCGAUGGUUCGCUUAAGCGUGGUAUGAAGCAAAUGUUAUAAAAGUGAAUUUUGAGUUUGUUGUUUUCUCUUUCACAAAUGAAUAAAAAUAUAAGUUCAAUCAGCA